This is a messenger RNA of Pseudopodoces humilis (Tibetan ground-tit), 1438 nucleotides long. The record is from RefSeq and is a predicted model, not a curated record. NCBI's taxonomy places the organism in Eukaryota, Metazoa, Chordata, Aves, Passeriformes, Paridae.
GUGCGGCGGGGCUGGUGCUACGGUGCUGCGCGCGCCAUGUCGGGGCGCUCGGUGCGGGCCGAGACCCGCAGCCGCGCCAAGGAUGACAUCAAGAAGGUGAUGGCAGCCAUCGAGCGCGUCCGCAGAUGGGAGAAGAAGUGGGUGACGGUGGGCGACACGUCCCUCCGGAUAUUCAAGUGGGUGCCUGUGGCGGACAGUAAGGAGAAAGAGAAAUCCAAAUCGAGUAGCAGCACAGCCCGAGAACCCAAUGGCUUCCCAGCUGACACCUCUGCCAACUCCUCCCUCCUUCUGGAGUUUCAAGGUGCUGUUUCUGCAGAUGAGAACAGCAAUCAGAGCUCCCUGUCUGACGUGUACCAGCUCAAGGUGGACAGCAGCCCCAACUCCAGCCCCAGUCCCCAGCAGAGUGAGUCCAUGAGUCCUGCCCACACGUCUGACUUCCGCACAGAUGACUCACAGCCUCCUACCCUGGGGCAGGAGACCCUGGAAGAGCCCUCCCUGCCUUCCUCAGAAGUGGCAGAUGAGCCUCCCACUCUUACAAAGGAAGAGCCAGUCCCCCUUGAGACUCAGGUAACUGAAGAGGAGGAGGACUCCGGUGCGCCACCUCUAAAGCGAUUUUGUGCUGACCAGAACUCUGUGUGCCACACGGCCUCGGAGAGCUAACCUGCAUGGCCCGGCUCCUUCGCCAGCCCCUUGCAGAGCCGCCUGGCCUUCCAGGACCAGCGCUUUCCCUCCAGCCUGCCCCUUCCCCAGUGUCGGGGCUCUUACCACUCACAUCAAGCGUGCCCUUCCCUGCCCUGCCCUGCCUGACGGAUGGCGCUGCUGCCAGUACCUGCAAACUUGCCUCUAUUUAUUGGCUCCCUCUCUCCCUGCUCCCUGCCCUAGAGCUGGGGGUCUCUGCUGGGUGGGCUGCAUGGAGGGGAGGGGGGGGGGCGUUUCUCCUGCUCAUCAUGGUCCCCAGGACACUGGCAGAUGCUGUUUGCCUGCUUGUGGCUCCCAUCCCUGCCCUUCCCUUGGGUGCUGGGAACAGGAGAGCCACCUUCUACCUGCUCCAGGUGAUGUGCCCACUCCGUUGUGGGAGCAGAUGGCGGUGGGUGUGGGGGCAGUUAGGGGCUUGCAGGGACCCACUGGGACGCUGUGCAAUAAGCUGCUAGUUUAAGCCAUUCAUGCUGGGAGAGAGGGGGGCGCUUUCCCCUCCCGGAGGGCAAGUACUGACCGGCCUCUGCUCUGCCGCGGGGCACAACUCCAACCGCGGGGGCGGGAACCUGCAGUCCCCCGGGAGCCGGCAGAGCAGGGGGAGCUGCUGCCCUGUGCUGGGUGGGCCUUGCCCCGGCCCAGGUACCUACGGUCCCCGGGAUGGAGAAGGAAGCAGCAGGGUGCUGGAGCCCCCGGGAAGCGCUCCCGUCCUGGGGCUCUUUUGCCCCCCAAUACCCGCUGCGCC